Messenger RNA from Linum trigynum, 1724 nucleotides. The record is from the annotation of a GenBank genome assembly. NCBI's taxonomy places the organism in Eukaryota, Viridiplantae, Streptophyta, Magnoliopsida, Malpighiales, Linaceae.
UCUAGGUUAGGCCCCAAGAGUACAUUUAUUGACUAUUUUCUUGGUUAGUAGGAAUGACAAUAGACUUAUCUAGGUUAGGCCGGAAGAGUAUAUUUAUUAACUAUGUUCUUAAUUAUUUUUUCUUCAUUUAUAUAAGACAAACAAUACAAUUGCAUAAUGCAAUUGCAAAUGAAUGCCAUGUCAUCAUAAUACAAUUCUAAUUGCAAUUCCAAUGGAGAUGCUAUAACUUUUGGUUGGAUCGAAAUUGGGUUGGGCCAAAAAUUGUCCACACUUCUCCUACCGUUCGCUUGCGGCCCAAUGGGCACAUGUAAAAGCCCAAAACUGGGCCGUCUAAGAAAUUUGUCUCUCCUCUGCGCGCCGCUGAUACUUCUUCUUCUUCUUCCUCUCACUCUCGCUCCAUAGAGAAAACACCGGAAAGGAGUACACCCGGCGGCGCAAAACCUCUCCACAGGUAUGUCUCCGGGGCCGGAGCCUCCGGCGGUCUUCUCUCCCGUCUUUUCAUGCCAUCUAUUGUCUUAUUUACUACUCAUCUCCCUGUGAAAGAAUUUCAAUAUAUCCCCAAAUUCGGUAGCUUUCUCAGGGAUUCAUUAAACCCUAGUUUCUUUUCUGUGUUCCAGAAGCACCAUUCUAUGUUAGAAAGUGAAAUCGUUUGAAGAAUGUGAUUCUGAUUUCAGUUUUCAUUGUUCCCGUCGAUUAGAUUAUCAUUUCUCAUUCUCUCCUUUGCUAUUCCUGGGUUUAUCGCAGGCAUAUAUUCACGUGCUUGGCAUUUUAAUGAAUGGGUUCUGUUAAAGGAAUGCGCUUUUUCUGUUUACUAACAUGACAUGAUGGAUUUGGUGAAUUUUUUUCAGAUGGCCUUAAGAGGUGUUUGGCAGCUGAGAAAGCUGAUUGUGAGUUACUCUGAUUGGGGUGGAAGUAGCAGGGGCAUCAGGGCAUUCAUGGAGAAGCACCUUCCAUCGUUCAAAGAGGCGAAUCCCCAUCUGGAUGUGGAAACUGAGCUCAUUCGAGGCCAACACCCCCACUUGAAGGCCUUUUACAAGAACAACAAUGAGCGCGUGGUAUGCGUGAGGAACAUGACUCCAGAAGAAGUACUGCUGCAUGCUACCCGGUUGAGAAAUGCCUUGGGGAGGAAGGUGGUGAAGCUGAAGACGAGACACGUGACCAAACACCCGAGCGUGCAAGGUACAUGGACGACUGAUGUGAAGUUUUGAUGCAAUGGAGAUCAUUUGAAAUGCUCUAGUUCAGAAUCUUCCCAGAUUGGACUCAUGAUCGAGUUUUUUAGUUCACUAUAGAACUUUGGAAUCAUAUGGAAGUAGUCUAUGGUAGUGUGUUGUAGUGGCGAUACCCUGCAAGAGGAUCAUUCUCCUAGUUCUUGUGACUCACCUUGGCAGAUUUGGAAAUGUCUUUUGAUGUGCAACAUUAUCGAUUUCUCUUAUCAAUAACUAGCAGAGUGUGUGAGCGGCUCAAGCACUUGAAUGCAUUCGUAUAUGAAAUGAUGUCAUUAGUCGAUUUGCGAACUCACUGGCAGCAUGAACUGUCUACUCUAAUUUUCCUUUUGAGUGGAGAAUCACAACUGGCAAUUCUGAAGCAAGAGUAGCGGCUUGGAUAAAAAGGAUUCGCAAUGGAUAUGAUAACCGUUAUGUUAGUUAUUCCCAAGUGUGCUUGGUGUGAAAGAUCUUGAGCCUACAACCUAAGCGACUGUUGGAGAAUAAUGUCAUUUGCUAGAA